Cannabis sativa is the source of this 1152-nucleotide messenger RNA. RefSeq lists its product as uncharacterized. Bases 1 to 1152 code for a protein of 383 amino acids. The record is from RefSeq and is a predicted model, not a curated record. Gene Ontology annotation, biological process: proteolysis. The transcript has 4 exons. Gene Ontology annotation, molecular function: aspartic-type endopeptidase activity. Lineage: Eukaryota; Viridiplantae; Streptophyta; Magnoliopsida; Rosales; Cannabaceae.
AUGACAUGGGAAGAGUUCAAGAAACUUUUUGAAGAAAAGUUCUAUAAUGUUGCUGUGAGGACUUCACAUCAGGAAGAUUUUAUGAAGUUGACUCAGGGAAAGAUGUCUGUGGCCGAGUAUACCCUGGAGUUCGAUCGGUUGUCAAAAUUUGCUGGUGAUCUGGUUCCUACAGAUUUCACCAGAAAACAGAAAAAUUUUCCCCAGGCUAAGAAAGAGGAGCCUAAGAAGAAUACUGCUCAGAACCCGGGGCGACUUUUCACUAUGACUCAAGCUGACGGUGAUGCUAGUCCGUCAGUUGUGACAGGUCAGUUGUCUACUAAUGGUUGUUCAUAUACUGUGUUAUUUGAUUCGGGAGCUACUCAUUCUUAUGUAUCGAGUAGAGUUAUAGAAAGUUUUCAUAGGCCAUGUGAUAUUUAUGCUUCGGGGUUUGGAACCCUGUUACCUUUGGGAGACCUGAUAGUAUCCACUAGGUGGAUUCGAUCAUUGUCUUUUUGGAUUGACGGUUGUGAGUUGACCGCCAAUUUAAUUGAGUUACAACUAUCUGAUUUUGACAUAAUCCUCGGAAUGGAUUUUCUAUCUAAAUAUGGAGCGAUAAUUGACUGCAAGCGGAAGAUGGUGAUGUUUGAGCCCGAUAGUGCUAACCCAGCAGUGUUCGUGGGUAAGAUUCAGGGGGCACGCAUACUGAGAAUAACAUUGUUGAAAGCUAAGGACCUGAUGGGUAGAGGUUGUCUGGGGUUCGUAGUCACUAUAGUGGACACCAGCCAACCUGUGACAUCAGGACCUGAGAAUACGAGAUUGGUAUGCGAGUUCCUUGAUGUCUUUCCAAAAGACUUGCUGGGAUUACCACCUACCCGGGAAAUUGAGUUCGUUAUUGAAUUGGUUACAAGAGUGGAUCCAGUAUCUAAGGCACCGUACCGAAUGGCUCCAGCUGAUGCUAAGCGAAAAGAGUUCACUGAGUUGGUGCAAAACGAGGGGAUGUCAGUUACUGAGUAUACUACAAAGUUUGACCGUCUGGCCAAGCUUGUCGUGGGUAUCGUGCCAACUGACUUCAGCAAGAAAGAAAAGUACUUGGCCGGUUUAAAUGUGAAGAUCAGGCAUUAUCUGGUGAUCACCACCAAUGAAGCAACUUUCACUGGAUCUAGACUGGCAUGA